CACACUUGCGCGCACAUGUUGGUGCGGUAACAUUCACAACGUGCCGGCUGAUUUACUUUUCGUUAGUAUUUUCAAUGUGAAAAAUAUGAUGGAAGCAAAGCGAAACGAAAAUGUAUAAGAGCAUAAACUGGACAUUGAGGCAGGCGACCGGUCAAUGCAGCUGGAAACGUUUGGCCGCCUAUCGUGCGCUCUGCUCAACGUUAAUGAGGUCAUCAUCAGCCGAUGCAGCGACCUUGUCACCAGACGCAGUGCAGCGUCAACUCUCAGAGCUGCCCGUGGAGCGUAUACGCAACUUUAGCAUCAUUGCGCAUGUGGAUCACGGCAAAAGUACGCUGGCGGAUCGUCUGCUCGAGCUAACGGGCGCCAUAGCGCGCAAUGCUGGGCAAAAUCAGGUGCUCGACAAUCUGCAGGUGGAACGGGAGCGCGGUAUCACGGUGAAGGCGCAAACCGCUUCCAUAUUCUAUAAGCAUCGUAAUGCGACCUAUUUGCUGAAUCUAAUUGAUACACCCGGUCAUGUGGACUUCUCGAAUGAGGUCUCUCGAUCGCUGGCUGCCUGUGAUGGGGUCAUACUGCUGGUGGAUGCCUGUCAUGGCGUUCAGGCCCAAACGGUGGCCAACUAUCAUCUGGCCAAGCAGCGACAGCUGGCCAUUGUGCCAGUGCUCAAUAAGAUCGACAUUAAGCAUGCCAAUCCCGAUCAGGUGACCAAGGAUAUGCAACUGUUGUUCGGCAUUGAGACCGCCUCCGUGUUGCGUGUCUCGGCCAAGCUGGGCACGGGCGUCGAGCAGGUGCUGCAGCGUGUCAUUGAAACGAUUCCACAUCCGCGAGUGCAACGUGAUUGCGACUUUCGUGCGCUCAUCUUUGACAGCUGGUUUGACAAAUAUCGCGGAGCUCUCAAUCUGAUCUAUGUGCUGAAUGGACAACUGCAGCCGGGUCAGGAUAUACAAUCGCUGGCCACCAAGAAGAUGUACAAUGUCAAGACGUUAUCCCUGCUGCGUCCUGCCGAGUGUCCAUUGGAAACAUUGUCCGCUGGCCAGGUGGGUUUGUUGGCCUGCAACAUGCGGAACAGCAAGGAGAGCAUCAUUGGCGACACGUUGCAUCUGAAGCAUCAGGCUGCCACCGCCGCCGGCAGCUAUAAGCCACAACAGCCAAUCGUCUUUGCCGGCAUCUUUCCGGUGGAUCAAUCGCGUCACGUUGCCUUGCGCAGUGCUAUCGACAAGACGGUGCUCAACGAUUCCGCGGUCACAGUGAGCGUGGAUUCGAGUCCGGCUCUGGGACAAGGCUGGCGUUUGGGUUUCCUUGGGCUGCUGCAUCUCGAGGUGUUUUGCCAACGUCUGCAGCAGGAACACGAUGUGGAACCCAUCAUCACAGCACCCUCGGUCACCUAUCGCAUUGUUCUCAGCAAUCCCCGACUGAUUAAACAGCAUGGACGCAAUACGCUGGACAUCUCGAAUGCAGCGCUGCUCCCGGAACCGAACAGCAUUGAGCAGUACCAUGAGCCGCUGGUGCUGGGCACGAUCAUCACGCCCAGCGAUUAUGUGGGUCCGAUCAUUGGACUCUGUGUGGAACGGAGAGGAGUGCAACAGAGCUGUGUGAAUAUCGAUGAGCAACGCAUGCUGAUGCAGUAUGUGCUGCCCUUGAGUGAGAUUAUCUUGGACUUUCACGAUCGCCUCAAAUCGCUGAGUUCGGGCUAUGCAAGUUUUAGCUACGAAGAUCAUGGAUAUCAUUUGACGCAUUUGGUGCGUUUGGAUAUUCAUUUGAAUGGACGAAAUUGCGAGGAAUUGUGUCGCAUUGUGCACGUGAGCAAGGCGUUGGGCGUGGCACGACAAAUGGUGAACAAACUGAAGGAGCUGAUACCCAGACAAAUGGUGCAGAUUGCGAUUCAAGCUUGUGUGGGCAGCAAAGUGUUGGCGCGUGAAACGAUAAAAGCCUAUCGCAAGGAUGUCACCGCUAAGCUGUAUGGCGGUGAUGUGACGCGUCGUAUGAAGCUGCUGAAGCAACAGGCGGAGGGCAAGAAGAAGAUGCGCUCGAUUGCCAACAUUCGUGUGCCUCACGAUACAUUCAUUGAUGUGCUGAAACGCUAGUCGCCAACGAAAUCAACAAGAAUCAAUGCAACCACCAAACAGGACAUAGAAGAGAGUGACAGUGUGUGAGAGUGAGACAGAGAGAUCAAGAUGAUCAACAGCUACAGUGCUGUAAGUGCGGCUGCUGCUGCUGCUGGUG
Drosophila albomicans is the source of this 2220-nucleotide messenger RNA. It is a transcript of the gene waw, whose product is annotated as translation factor waclaw, mitochondrial. Gene Ontology annotation, biological process: positive regulation of translation. Gene Ontology annotation, cellular component: mitochondrion. Gene Ontology annotation, molecular function: mitochondrial ribosome binding; GTPase activity; GTP binding. The record is from RefSeq and is a predicted model, not a curated record. The transcript is spliced from 4 exons. Lineage: Eukaryota; Metazoa; Arthropoda; Insecta; Diptera; Drosophilidae. The coding region runs from base 111 to 2081 and encodes 656 amino acids.